AGUAUUGCCUGUGUAGGUGCAGUUGACGGUCAACUUGUACUUCUAUCAACCACGCACGUCGAUUCUAGACUACAACCAUCGUUAGAUAUGGAUUUAUAAGGACGUCAAGAUGCCGAGGUUAUACGGCAGUUUUCCCUCACAAAAAGGAAAUUAUUGUGCUAAAGUGUUUGUGUGCGUUAGCUAGCAGUCUCGCGAGUGGAACACAUGGAUAUCUAAAGUAAAUAUUGUAUCUUGCUAGCUAAUGUUCUUGUUAUGAAAAUGCUCCCGCCAUUGUUUCUGCAAUUCGGCACACACUCCAGAUGCCUCUUUCUUAAAAAAACACGUUGGUGUUUCCUGACAACUCAAUACAGUGUUGUCAGGAAAGUCCAUAGACCUGGUUCACUGGUGUUGAUGAACGGUUUGCCAUUGACAUUCAACCGGAAAUACGUUGGGUUGAAUACCUCUCUGAAGACAAGGGUAUCUUCUGAUUUUGACGAGGUUGGUCAUCAUGACUUCGGCGAAGUCAGAGUGAGGUUCGCUCCCAGUCCGACAGGUUUCCUGCACCUGGGUGGGCUGCGUACGGCCCUGUACAACUACCUCUACGCUAAGAAGUAUGGCGGGAAGUUCAUCCUGCGCAUGGAGGACACGGAUCAGAACCGACUGGUGCCGGGAGCGGCCGGGGCUAUUGAGGACAUGUUGGAAUGGGCUGGUAUCCCCCCAGAUGAGAGUCCCCGUCGCGGGGGGGGGAGUGGUCCCUACCUCCAGUCCCAGAGGCUGGCCCACUACAGCCAGGCUGCAGACACUCUGGUCCAGUCAGGGAAGGCUUAUAGGUGCUUCUGUAGCCAGCAGAGACUGGAGCUCCUGAAGAGGGAGGCGCUAUGCAGUGGACAGACUCCACGUUAUGACAACCGUUGCAGACACCUGCGGCCGGCCCAGGUCCAGGAGAAACUGGGUCAGGGCGUCCCCCACGUGAUCCGAUUCAAACUGGAAUCUGGGGCCGAGCCCUUUCACGACCUGGUGUUUGGCUGGAACCGGCAUGAGGUGGCUCAGGUGGAGGGAGACCCCGUAGUGAUCAAGGCCGACGGCUUUCCCACCUACCACCUGGCCAACGUAGUGGACGAUCACAUGAUGGGGGUCAGUCACGUUCUGAGGGGGUCGGAGUGGCUCAUCAGCACCUCCAAACACCUGCUGCUGUACAGGGCUCUGGGCUGGAAGCCCCCGGUGUUCGGACACCUACCGCUGCUCCUCAACAGGGAUGGCAGCAAGCUCUCCAAAAGACAGGGAGACAUCUACAUCCAAAGCUUCCAGAAAGGAGGGGCCCUACCAGAAGCUCUGCUAGAUAUUAUCACACACUGUGGAUCUGGAUUUAACAGUAACCGCAUAGGUCGUAGGAUGGAGGAUCUGAUCUCUGAGUUUAACCCAGCAAAUAUCACCACCCACUCAGCUCUGCUGGACCUGGACAAACUACCAGAGUUCAACAGGAUCCACCUGAAGCAGUGUAUUGAUGAUCCAGAGCAACGUGGUCCGCUGGUGGGCGUUCUGCAAGGGUGGAUCCAGGAAGUGUACGGAACACAGGUCCAGGAGCAGGACGUUCUGAACGCAGAAUACAUUGCAAGGGUUCUAGACCUGCGCAAGGGUCAUAUCUCCUCUUUGUCUGAGCUGGUGGCGCCUGAAUAUUCCUACCUGUGGGUUCGACCGUCCUUCUCUGACCAGCAGGUGGCAGUACUCCGCUCAGUGCCAGAGGCUAAACACAUCGCUACACUGGUUGUAAAGCUGAUGGAGGAUCGAGCUGUAGGUGAGGAUCUGUCGGUUGACAGCAUCAGUGUGGAGCUGAAGACUCUGGCUAAAAAGACCAUGAACACGAAAUACCGAGACGUUAUGAAGACUAUACGACUAGCCCUCAGCGGACUACAGCAAGGUCCAAGUGUGUCAGAGAUGAUGGUGUCAUUGGGACCCAGUGAGGUCACACAUCGCUUCAACAGAGUCCUGGAACAGCUCUCAAAGCUAGACAGCUUCAGCUGAGUCCUGAAACAGCUCUCAGAGCUAGACAGCUUCAGCUGAGUCCUGAAACAGCUCUCAGAGCUAGACAGCUUCAGCUGAGUCCUGAAACAGCUCUCAGAGCUAGACCGCUUCAGCUGAGUCCUGAAACAGCUCUCAGAGCUAGACCGCUUCAGCUGAGUCCUGAAACAGCUCUCAGAGCUAGAUAGAGCUUCAGCUGAGUCCCGUAACACCUCUUGUGGCUGCACUGAGCUGCUUCCCAGACCACAACCACUCCCUGUGUAUAUAGAGUGCCCUGUUGUAUACUUCUGUUCGCAAUAAAACUGUUAAAUUCGA
This is a messenger RNA of Esox lucius (northern pike), 2313 nucleotides long. It is a transcript of the gene ears2, whose product is annotated as glutamyl-tRNA synthetase 2, mitochondrial. Gene Ontology annotation, molecular function: glutamate-tRNA ligase activity; ATP binding; tRNA binding. The transcript has 11 exons. The record is from RefSeq and is a predicted model, not a curated record. NCBI's taxonomy places the organism in Eukaryota, Metazoa, Chordata, Actinopteri, Esociformes, Esocidae. Bases 253 to 2001 code for a protein of 582 amino acids. Gene Ontology annotation, biological process: glutamyl-tRNA aminoacylation.